UGUAAACACAGCGCUCUGACAGACGGCAUCCCUGCUGGGUGGAUCCGCAACUCCUGGAGGGAAUGGCUCUUCUUGUUUUUAAUUAGCAAGGGGAAAGGUGAAUUCAAAGUAGCUGUUUGGCAAGCCGGUGCAGGAGGCUGGCUUGGGGGAGGCUGAAGGAGAGAGCUCUGCGGGGUAGAGGCGCGUGUGUGCUGGGUUUGUUUUCUGAAUGAAACGCCUGCCGGUGCAUGAACAAAAUACAGCCUCUCCUUCCCCACUCUGCGGGCAGAGUUCCUGAAGACAGCUCCAGACUGUGGGCAUGGCUCAGAAAGCUCGGUGCUAGGGACGUCCUCUGCCUCCUCUCUCUGAAACAACUGACGGAAGAAAGCCAGGUCUGACCGGUCCAAAGACAGCCAGACAAAUGGCACUGGGGCAUGGUGGUUGCUGAUGACAACGCGUUUGAUUUCUGACAAAGCUUUUCGCCAGCCGCGCUUCCCCGGGGAGGAGAGUCCUCAGGAAAACUCAAACCUGCCUGGAGUAGAGCUGUGGGGUGACGGCAUGGCAUCCCUGGGUCUGACUCUCACCUGGCUGCUGUGCGCUCACCUGCUGCAGAGCUGGCCCGGAGGGCGCACGGCGGAAACCCCCUACCCCCGGCUACGCCUGUCACAUAAAGAACUCUUGGAUCUGAACAGAACAUCAAUAUUUCACAGCCCUUUUGGAUUUCUGGAUCUCCAUGCAAUGCUGCUGGAUGAAUAUCAAGAACGGCUCUUUGUGGGAGGCAGGGACCUUGUGUAUUCCCUGAGCUUGGAGCGAAUCAGUGACGGCUAUAGAGAGAUACAUUGGCCUACUACAGCAGUAAAAAUGGAAGAAUGCAUAAUGAAAGGAAAAGAUGCAAGUGAAUGUGUAAACUAUGUCCGGGUUUUGCAUCACUACAACAGGACACAUCUUCUCACCUGUGGUACAGGAGCUUUUGAUCCACUUUGUACCUUCAUCAGAGUUAGGAACCAUUUGCAGGAUCCUCUGUUUCACCUGGAAUCACACAGAUCCGAGAGAGGAAGGGGUCGAUGUCCUUUUGACCCCAGCUCUUCCUUCGUCUCCACAUUAAUUGGGAGUGAAUUGUUCACUGGACUCUACAGUGACUACUGGGGCCGAGAUGCUGCAAUCUUCCGCAGCCCGGGCCGGCUGGCCCACCUCCGCACGGAGCACGACGACGAGCGCCUGCUGAAAGAACCAAAGUUUGUAGGUUCGUAUAUGAUUCCUGACAAUGAAGACCAUGAUGACAACAAGCUGUAUUUCUUUUUUACUGAGAAGGCCCUGGAGGCAGAGAACAACGCCCAUACCAUCUACACCAGAGUGGGGAGGCUGUGUGUGAAUGAUAUGGGAGGGCAGAGAAUACUGGUAAAUAAGUGGAGCACAUUCCUCAAGGCCAGGCUGGUUUGCUCAGUACCAGGAGGAAAUGGCAUUGAUACCUAUUUUGAUGAAUUAGAGGAUAUCUUUUUGCUACAUACCAGAGACCAUAAGAACCCAGUGAUAUUUGGACUCUUUAACACUACCAGUAAUAUAUUUAGAGGGCAUGCUAUAUGUGUCUACCAUAUGUCCAGCAUUCGAGCAGCUUUUAAUGGCCCAUAUGCACACAAGGAAGGUCCUGAAUAUCACUGGUCACUCUAUGAAGGAAAAGUCCCAUAUCCAAGGCCUGGAUCUUGUGCCAGCAAAGUGAAUGGAGGAAGAUAUGGAACCACGAAAGACUACCCUGAUGAUGCUAUUCGAUUUGCAAGAACUCAUCCACUUAUGUACCAGCCCAUAAAACCUGCCCACAAAAAACCAAUACUGGUAAAAACAGAUGGAAAAUACAACUUGAAGCAAAUAGCAGUGGAUCGAGUAGAAGCUGAGGACGGCCAGUAUGACGUUUUAUUUAUUGGGACAGAUACUGGAAUUGUGCUUAAAGUUAUCACAAUUUAUAACCAAGAGACUGGAUCAAUGGAAGAAGUAAUUCUAGAAGAACUUCAAAUAUUCAAGGAUCCAACUCCUAUUAUUUCUAUGGAGAUCUCUUCAAAGAGACAACAGCUGUAUGUUGGAUCUGCUUCUGAUGUGGCUCAAGUCAGAUUCCAUCACUGUGAUAUGUAUGGAAGUGCCUGUGCUGACUGCUGUCUGGCUCGGGACCCUUACUGUGCAUGGGAUGGCAUAUCCUGUUCCCGGUACUACCCAACAGGCACACAUGCAAAAAGGCGUUUCCGCAGACAAGAUGUGCGGCAUGGAAAUGCAGCUCAGCAGUGCUUUGGACAGCAGUUUGUCGGAGAUGCUUUGGAUAAGACUGAAGAGCGAUUGGUUUAUGGCAUAGAAAACAACAGUACUUUGCUGGAAUGUACCCCACGAUCUUUACAAGCAAAAGUCAUCUGGUUUGUACAGAAAGGACGUGAAACAAGAAAAGAAGAGGUUAAGACAGAUGACAGAGUGGUUAAAAUGGACCUGGGCUUGCUCUUCCUCAGGAUACGCAAAGCCGAUGCUGGGACCUAUUUUUGCCAGACAGUAGAGCAUAGCUUUGUCCAUACGAUCCGUAAAAUCACCCUGGAGAUCGUGGAAGAAGAGAGAGUGGAGGAGAUGUUUAGUAAAGACUAUGAGGAGGAAGGGCCGCACCGGAUGCCGUGUCCGGCCCGCAGUAGUAUCCCUCAAGGAACAAAACCAUGGUACAAGGAAUUCCUGCAGCUGAUCGGGUACAGCAACUUCCAGAGAGUGGAGGAGUAUUGUGAAAAAGUGUGGUGCACAGAUAAGAAGAGGAAAAAGCUCAAAAUGUCACCUUCGAAGUGGAAGUAUGCCAACCCACAGGAGAAGAAGCUGCGCUCCAAACCUGAGCACUAUCGUCUGCCCAGGCACGUGCUGGACUCCUGAUGGGUU
Molecule: messenger RNA, 2871 nt
Organism: Dipodomys spectabilis (banner-tailed kangaroo rat)
Lineage: Eukaryota; Metazoa; Chordata; Mammalia; Rodentia; Heteromyidae
Gene: Sema3e
Product: semaphorin 3E
Exons: 17
Coding region: 427-2865 (812 amino acids)
Biological process (GO): neural crest cell migration; negative regulation of axon extension involved in axon guidance; semaphorin-plexin signaling pathway
Molecular function (GO): chemorepellent activity; semaphorin receptor binding
Source: RefSeq, a predicted model, not a curated record